Molecule: messenger RNA, 2289 nt
Organism: Knipowitschia caucasica
Lineage: Eukaryota; Metazoa; Chordata; Actinopteri; Gobiiformes; Gobiidae
Source: the annotation of a GenBank genome assembly
AUGUGCCAUGGGUUCUUCCUGUUCCAUAGACUGGACUGGGGGUUUGUUCCCGAGGCCAGGAGCCAGAGGAGCCAGAGGAGCCAGAGAAGACAGAGCCAGAGGAGACAGAGGAGGCAGAGAAGACAGAGCCAGAGGAGACAGAGGAGGCAGAGAAGACAGAGCCAGAGGAGAGGAGCCAGAGGAGGCAGAGGAGAGGAGCCAGAGGAGCCAGAGGAGAGGAGCCAGAAGAGCCAGAGGAGAGGAGCCAGAGGAGGCAGAGGAGAGGAGCCAGAGGAGAGGAGCCAGAAGAGCCAGAGGAGAGGAGCCAGAAGAGGCAGAGGAGAGGAGGCAGAGGAGCCAGAGGAGCCAGAAGAGCCAGAGGAGCCAGUGAAGACAGAGGAGCCAGAAGAGCCAGAGGAGACAGAGGAGCCAGAGGAGAGGAGCCAGAGGAGGCAAAGGAGCCAGAGGAGACAGAGGAGCCAGAAGAGCCAGAGGAGACAGAGGAGCCAGAGGAGAGGAGCCAGAGGAGGCAGAGGAGAGGAGCCAGAUGGCAGAGGAGAGGAGCCAGCGGAGACAGAGGAGCCAGAAGAGCCAGAGGAGAGGAGCCAGAGGAGGCAAAGGGAGCCAGAGGAAGCAGAGCAGCCAGAGGAGCCAGAGGAGACAGAGGAGGCAGAGGAGAGGAGCCAGAGGAGCCAGAGGAGAGGAGCCAGAGAAGACAGAGGAGCCAGAAGAGCCAGAGGAGAGGAGCCAGAGGAGGCAAAGGAGAAGAGCCAGAGGAGACAGAGGAGCCAGAGGAGAGGAGCCAGAAGAGGCAGAGGAGAGGAGCCAGAAGAGCCAGAGGAGACAGAGGAGCCAGAGGAGAGGAGCCAGAGGAGGAGCCAGAGGAGGCAAAGGGAGCCAGAGGAAGCAGAGCAGCCAGAGGAGCCAGAGGAGACAGAGGAGGCAGAGGAGCCAGAGGAGAGGAGCCAGAGAAGACAGAGGAGCCAGAAGAGCCAGAGGAGAGGAGCCAGAGGAGGCAAAGGAGAAGAGCCAGAGGAGACAGAGGAGCCAGAGGAGAGGAGCCAGAAGAGGCAGAGGAGAGGAGCCAGAAGAGGCAGAGGAGAGGAGCCAGAAGAGGCAGAGGAGAGGAGCCAGAGGAGAGGACCCAGAGGAGGCAAAGGAGCCAGAGGAAGCAGAGGAGCCAGAGGAGGCAGAGGAGCCAGAGGAGAGGAGCCAGAGAAGGCAGAGGAGGCAGAGGAGCCAGAGGAGGCAGAGGAGCCAGAGGAGCCAGAGGAGCCAGAGGAGCCAGAGGAGAGGAGCCAGAGGAGGCAGAGGGAGCCAGAGGAAGCAGAGCAGCCAGAGGAGCCAGAGGAGACAGAGGAGGCAGAGGAGAGGAGCCAGAGGAUCCAGAGGAGAGGAGCCAGAGAAGACAGAGGAGCCAGAAGAGCCAGAGGAGAGGAGCCAGAGGAGGCAAAGGAGAAGAGCCAGAGGAGACAGAGGAGCCAGAGGAGAGGAGCCAGAAGAGGCAGAGGAGAGGAGCCAGAAGAGCCAGAGGAGACAGAGGAGCCAGAGGAGAGGAGCCAGAGGAGGCAAAGGAGCCAGAGGAAGCAGAGGAGCCAGAGGAGGCAGAGGAGCCAGAGGAGACAGAGGAGCCAGAAGAGCCAGAGGAGGCAGAGGAGAAGAGCCAGAGGAGACAGAGGAGCCAGAGGAGAGGAGCCAGAGGAGGCAGAGGAGAGGAGCCAGAGGAGGCAGAGGAGAGGAGCCAGCGGAGACAGAGGAGCCAGAAGAGCCAGAGGAGAGGAGCCAGAGGAGGCAAAGGGAGCCAGAGGAAGCAGAGCAGCCAGAGGAGCCAGAGGAGACAGAGGAGGCAGAGGAGCCAGAGGAGAGGAGCCAGAGAAGACAGAGGAGCCAGAAGAGCCAGAGGAGAGGAGCCAGAGGAGGCAAAGGAGAAGAGCCAGAGGAGACAGAGGAGCCAGAGGAGAGGAGCCAGAAGAGGCAGAGGAGAGGAGCCAGAAGAGGCAGAGGAGAGGAGCCAGAAGAGGCAGAGGAGAGGAGCCAGAGGAGAGGACCCAGAGGAGGCAAAGGAGCCAGAGGAAGCAGAGGAGCCAGAGGAGGCAGAGGAGCCAGAGGAGAGGAGCCAGAGAAGGCAGAGGAGGCAGAGGAGCCAGAGGAGGCAGAGGAGCCAGAGGAGCCAGAGGGGGCAGAGGAGCCAGAGGGGGCAGAGGAGCCAGAGAAGGCAGAGGCGUCAGAAGAGGCAGACGACACAGUGGAGACAGAGGAGAGGAGCCAGAGGAGCCUGCUCUUACAGCACCAGUGAUGUUGAAACGCUAA